This is a messenger RNA of Nylanderia fulva, 1973 nucleotides long. Lineage: Eukaryota; Metazoa; Arthropoda; Insecta; Hymenoptera; Formicidae. The record is from RefSeq and is a predicted model, not a curated record.
AACCAUAUCGUGGUAGAUAUAAUAAUUGUAAUAAAGUGUAUGUGAACAUUUUAUAUUCUUCGAACAUUGGAUGCUGCUAAAGCAUUAAUUUGUUACAGUUAAUUAAAAAAAAUAAAUUUAUAUCAAUAUACUUCUGCAAUCAACAUACUGUUUCGAAAUAUUGGUUGUGUUUUACAGAUCGAAAAUAAACAUUCCUUUUCUCCGACAUGAUGAUAUUUCUAAAACUAUUAUUAAGCGGAACUAUUAUUAGCGGAUUAAUAUUUAUCGCUGCGACGACUUCUGUUCGUAAUGAAUCUUUAUGCUAUCAACCACCAAAAUAUAUAAAACCAAUGCAUUAUGAUAUCAAACUCAUAUCAUAUAUCCAAAGAAAUAUUUUCUACGGAGAAUACAAUAUCAGCAUUCUUAACCAAACGCAACACAUAUAUUUAUCUUCAGUAAAACUAUGUAUUGAAAAUAUAGUUUUAUUUACAAAUUUAGAAAAACAUCAUAAGAAUGAUAAAGAUACAAUUUAUAAACCGACAUAUAAUAUUACAAAAGACACAAUUGAUAUUUUCUUUAUGAAUGAGUUAUCACCAGGAAAUUACACUUUAAAUAUAAAAUAUUUGGGUACUGCUGAUGAAGGCUUCAGAAUUUUCGACGUGAAAAAAAAAUAUGCGUGGGUAGGUGCUCCGCAUCUCCAGAUAAUAGACGCCCGACCAGUGUUUCCAUGUUGGCAUUCACGUGAUUUAUUGUUAAAAACAACCUUUAGCAUUUCUUUAGGAUGUCAGCAUUGCACAACUUUGUCAAAUAUGCCAUUGAGAAAGGCGGGAACAGAUGAGUACGAUGUGAAAUGGAAACACUUCCAUAUUACACCUGUAAUGUGGACUCAUCACGCAACAAUGAUUGUGUCUAAUUACUUAUCACAUCUUGAUAAUACAAUCAUUACAAUGUGGUGCAGAAUUGAUACUGUACGUCACAUGGAAUUUGCAAGUAAUGUAGCUAAAAAUAUCACGUUGCUUUUUAAAAAUACAUGGAAACGUUCGAAAAAUAUUUUGUACAUGACUCAUGUUGCAAUUCCAAAUUUCCAUGACAAAGGCACAACAGUUUUCGGACUUGUUCUUUAUAGGGAAACCGAUAUCAUCUACGAUAAAAAUGUAUAUCCUAUUGCUCAGAAAAUCGAAGUAGUUCAAUUAGUAGGACGUAAAGUGACACAAGAAUGGUUUUAUGAUGUGAUGAACAAUGCGUCAGGGUCGGAUUUUUGGUUUAAUAAAGGUCUUGCAACAUUGCUUGCAACAUAUGCUGUCAAUGAGCACCUUUUAUACUGCGUAUGAUGCAACAUGUCUUGACCGAAGAAAUAUUUUGGAAAAGCGUUCGCUUAUAUGUAAAUAGCACGAUAUUAUCGCGUGAACUAUGAUGAUGAGAAUUGGCAAAGAAUUUCGAAUUACCUAAACUCUGAUGAUUACACGAAAAUUCAUGUUCUUAAUCGUGCCCAAAUUAUCGAUGAUGCAUUUCAUUUAAUGAUAACAGGCCAACUCAAUUUCUCUAUAUUCUUGAAUCUCACAUCAUAUCUGCAUCAAGAAAAAGAUUAUAUAGCAUGGUAUCCUAUGUUCAAAGCUCUGGAAUACAUAUUUAGUACUUUUCCUGUAGCCAUGCUGGAAGAUGGUACUUGGAGUUUUAAGAAUUGCAUAAAGUUGGCAUUAAUCAAGGUACUUGAAAGAAUCAAAUAUGAAGAAAUGAUGAUACAGACCAACUUAGAAUAUGUUUACGACAAGAAGCUGCAAGAUGGGCAUGUUUUCUCGGUGACAUUACUUGUAAGAAAAUAGCCAACAUAAAAUUAAAACAACAUUGCGAACAACCUAAAACAUACAGACUUAUGCCAUGGUGAAAGGAAUGGACAUAUUGUAAAGGUUUGAUGAUAACUGCCGAAAAAGAGAAUACUUGGGAAAUUGUGUAUGUGAUAGGUUUGGAAAAAAAGACACUAAAUUUUUAGAAUA